This is a messenger RNA of Daphnia carinata, 5923 nucleotides long. RefSeq names its product rap guanine nucleotide exchange factor 2-like (gene PDZ-GEF). The record is from RefSeq and is a predicted model, not a curated record. Gene Ontology annotation, molecular function: guanyl-nucleotide exchange factor activity; protein binding. Gene Ontology annotation, cellular component: apical plasma membrane; plasma membrane. NCBI's taxonomy places the organism in Eukaryota, Metazoa, Arthropoda, Branchiopoda, Diplostraca, Daphniidae. The transcript has 23 exons. Gene Ontology annotation, biological process: Ras protein signal transduction; positive regulation of GTPase activity; proteolysis. The coding region runs from base 371 to 5248 and encodes 1625 amino acids.
CAUUGUAUUCAUCGUUUCCUUUUUCACUUCCAUUCGCCCCCUCCCACCGUCUUCUCCAUGUUCGACCGUUGAGAUCGCCCCCCCCCUCCCCAGAGUCGUCUAGAACGCGCCACCUGGUGGAAGGUUUUCUUUCUCGUUCUUGUUCUACACAACACACAGUCGCAUCGUACAAACCGAGUGAAAAGUUUUUACAUCAAAAGUUGUUGGGAUUUCUCUCUCUAAACACACAGUGAAAAAAAGUGGUUUUUUGGUGUUAAAUAUAUAAAGUGACGCCAUCACAAAAACUCUGGAUAUGAACGGCAGACAAAGAUGACUCUCAAUGGCGGAUGGUAGUUCGUGAAAGCGGGAUCCGUUUUCACGACGAGACGCUAUGAUGAUGAAACGACGCUUCCAGGUGAAGAUGGGCGCCCAGCAGUACCAUCAAAACGGCGGCCAUGCACGGGACAUCCAGACACGAUCCGAUCGCGAGCUCGUAUUCCUCCUACAAAAGGAUCCGACCCAGCGCACAGUACACGAAAUCAACCGGAUAUGGAUGGCAUUACGUCCGAUGGGCGCCUUUGGCUUGUUACGUGACUCUGCUCUGCGUUCGCUGUGCCGCGUCAUCCGUUACGAGCGUCACGACGCCAACGACAUCCUCUACUGUCGCGGCGAAUUGUGUUCGUGCUGGUACGUCCUGCUGUGCGGCUCGGUCUUCAUCGACGGAUCCAUGUACUUGCCCGGAGCUAGUUUUGGUAAGCGGAGUGGCGUCAGCAUCCGCCGGCCCAACGAAUGCCUCAUCCUGGAGCCGUCGGAAAUGCUCGUCGUGGAUUAUUCUGACGUUCCCCAGCGGACGCAAAGAUCAGCUUCAACUAGUUCGGCCACGGCAUCCUAUCCAUCAGCUCACCUCCACCAUCUCGAUCGCAACAAUAGGAUGGACAAUGACCAGUAUCGGGUCGGAGAUAUGCAACAUCAUCCUCUGAUGAACCACCACCAUCAUCGGGACCCUGGAACUGUUCACGUCGUCGGUGGGGGAAUGGGCACCCAAUCGCACCGCAGUUCCAGGGGAUCGGACACGAGUUCGGCCUAUUCCGGCUCGGAUACGAUGCACUCUUCCGUCCCCAGUUCCGAUCAGGAUGCCGAGGGCGUUGGCGUCGACGGCGUCGAUCACGACGGCGACGAGGUCGAUCUCACUGGUUUGAUGGAAUCGAUCGUCGACAGCGACGAGGAAGAGGACCUGGCCGAGAGCAUCGACAGCCUGACUGUGCGGGACACGGUGCGCGAGUGCCUGGAAAAGGACCCGUCGGAUCGAUCGGACGACGACAUCGAGAUCCUCCUGGAAUUCACGCAACACCUCAGGGCUUUCGCCAACAUGACGCUCUCGGUCCGACGGGCCCUGUGCCGCGUCAUGGUCUUUGCCGUCGUCGAAAAGGCCGGCACGGUCGUCAUGAACGACGGAGAGGAACUCGACUCUUGGUCCGUCAUCAUCAACGGCCACGUGGAAAUCGAUGGCGGAGCCUCCGGCGAACCUGGCAGAGCAUUACACCUUGGCGACAGUUUCGGGAUUACGCCGACGAUGGACAAGUUGUACCACCGGGGCGUGAUGCGCACCAAAUGCGACGACUGCCAAUUUGUUUGCAUCACGCAGACGGAUUACUUUAGCAUCCUGCACAAGGGCGAGGAGAAUACGCGGCGGCACGAAGAGAACGGACGCGUCGUCUUGGUGACGGAGCAACGGGCUCAGAUUGGCGCCGCCUCCUCCUCUCAGCGCUCCCACAUCGUUAUCAAAGGUACGGUGGAGCGAUUAAUGUCCCACUUGCUGGAAGACUCUUCCGGCGAUCCGAGUUACGUUGAAGAUUUCCUUUUAACUCAUCGCAUAUUUAUCGACAGUCCAUUGAUUGUGUGCAGCCAGUUGCUUGAAUGUUUCAACGAUCCGACCGUACGAGAUAAAGUGACGCGAGUCGUUCUCCUCUGGGUUAACAAUCAUUUUACGGAUUUUGAAACCGACCCGUGCAUGAUGGAGUUCCUAGAGACAUUUGAAUGUUUGCUGGAACAGUCGAAGAUGCAAAGCCAUUUGAGGAUGUUGGAUUUCGCCAGCGCGGCCAAAGCUCGAUCGCGGACGGUGACGUUGACUCGACCGAGUCGUGACGAGAUCCUUCAUUUCAGUAUCCUCGGUGGAUUCGAACGAGGUUUCGGCAUUUUCGUAGCCAAAGUGGAGAAGGGUUCCAAAGCCGAAGAAGUUGGUCUCAAACGAGGCGAUCAGAUCCUCGAGGUGAACGGGCAGAGCUUCGAACACGUCAGUCACGUACGGGCUUUAGAGAUACUCCGGGGUUCCACUCAUCUCUCCAUCACCGUUCGAUCCAAUCUUCAUGCUUUUAAAGAAAUGUUAAACACGCCCGACAAUUCGCCACGACCUCGCGGUAAGAAACUGGAAUCGAAAUCGUCUUCCAGCAACAAAAUGCUGGGCGGAUCGUCUUCCGAUGUUCACUCAGACAGCGGCUCGGCGGGCAACUCGUGCGCGUCGCCAUGUAAAGACAAGACGGCGCUAAUUGGUUCCAAGAGCGCCGCAGGCGGUGGCGGUUUCAUGACGCUCGGCCACAAAACUAAAUUGAAGCAUUUUUGGGGCAAGGUCAAUCAGAUUGCCAGAGGCAAACCGGGAGAAACGGCCGGCGAUGAAGUCAUGUACGGUUCCACGACGGGCUCGGCGGAUUCGAGCGCCGCACAAUCUGGUGCUGUCGGCUCGGCCUUGACGGGCAACAGCGUCAACCAGAUGUACAUGAGUCACAGCAAUCCGGAUCUGACGAGCAUUUGCUACGAGGAUCCGCGGGCCGACUACCCGGAGCACGCCCUCAAAGUCUUUAAAGCCGACCAGACGUCCAAGUACCUGCUGAUCCACAAAGAAACGACGGCCAGAGAAGUGGUGAUGCUCUCUCUGCAGGAAUUCCAAAUCACGGACCCGUCGUCCAACUACAGCCUCUGCGAAGUGACGGUGACGGACAGCGGCAUCAUCAAACAGCGCCGGCUGCCGGACCAGUUGCAGAACUUGGCGGAGCGGAUCGGCGUGGCCAGCCGCUAUUACCUCAAGAACAACCAGAGCACGGAAACGCUGGUGCCGGACGAGCUGGCCGGCGAGCUGAUGCGCGAAUCUCAAGUCCAGUUCCUCCACCUCAACGCCGUCGAAGUGGCCGUCCAGCUGACGCUGCAGGAUUUCGCCAUUUUCACGCAGAUCGAGAGCACCGAGUACGUCGACGACCUGUUCCAGUUGCGCAGCAAAUACGGCACGCCUCAUUUAUCGCAAUUUAGCGAGCUGGUGAAUCGCGAAAUGUUUUGGGUGGUGACGGAAGUGUGCGCGGAACACAAUCUGAUGCGGCGGAUGCGGGCCAUCAAGCAGUUCAUCAAAGUGGCCCGCCAGUGCAAAGAGUGCAAGAAUUUCAAUUCCAUGUUCAACAUCAUCUCCGGCCUGGGCCACGGCGCCGUUUCCAGGCUGAAACAGACGUGGGAGAAGCUGCCGGGCAAAUACCAGCGCCUCUUCCGCGACAUGCAGGAUCUGAUGGACCCGUCUCGCAACAUGUCAAAGUACCGCAAUCUCAUCAACAGCGAGCAAGUCCAGCCGCCCAUGAUUCCUUUUUUUCCUGUUGUCAAAAAGGAUCUGACGUUCAUCCAUUUGGGCAACGACACGCGCGUCGACGGACUCAUCAACUUUGAGAAGCUGCGCAUGAUCGCCAAGGAGGUCCGCUCCUUGUCGCACAUGUGCUCGGCCCCCUACGACUUGUUCACGAUGCUCCAACUGGGCGGACAACCCCCGUCGGCCGCCAUGAUGGCCAUGAAUCAAUUGACGACCGGAUCGGGCAUGGCCGGUGGCGCCGUCCACCACGACCGACACCACCUCUCGUCGGCCACGGUCAAGAGACGCAAAAAGUCGGCCGCCAUGCCCAAUUCCAAGAAAAUGUUUGAGGAAGCCCAGAUGGUCCGUCGCGUCAAGGCUUACCUCGGAAACAUGAAGGUCAUAACGGACGAAGAACAACUGCGACACAUGUCGGUCGAAGUGGAACCACCUGCCGGAAGCAAUCAAUUGACGGCCACCACAUCCAAUCCGGGCAGUUCGGGCGGUGGCGGUGGGUCGGAAAGUCGGGCAACGGGCGCGUCGGUCCUCAGCGCCGUCAAUCACCACGUCCGCAAACGACACCCGAGUCCGACGCUGUCGACGACGAGCACGGCCAGUUCCACCAGCGCCACCAGCGAGAGCCGCAGGGGACAGCAGGGACCCAAAUUCGGAGCGGCCAGUCCGCAGUCGGUCCGUAAAAUGUUGGCUCUGAGCGAGCCCAGCAAGACGAGACCGUACCAGGCGCCGAACAGACCCAUGGGCGCGUGUUCUGUUUCCAUGGCUCUACCUCUUCCAGGCUCAGGAUUGCUCCAGCAACAUUCUCCUUCUCCAUCGCCUGGAUUGAAUCGGAGAGUGCCUGGAGCGCCACCCCAACCGCCGCCGCUCAGGACGGCCACGCACGAACGAGCGCAUGAACGUUCGCACUCUGACGCCGCCCUGCCCGUCGACCUCAACGCCGAGAGCAGCAGCGUCACAAGUCUGGCUAAUUUGGCAGCCAUGCGCAAGUCGCACAUGUCCGGAUCGGCCACUUCGAGCGACAGCGGCGGCGGAGGCAGCGGGACCAGCGGAGGUGGAGGAUCCGGCUCUUUGCCUCAACCCCUGGGACUGGGAUUGACGCUGGGCAUCGGAUUGGGCAUCGGCCUUGGCUCUGAUGGCAUCGACGCCGCUUAUUGCAACCAGUUCAACUCGCAUUCCAAUAACUCGGUGGAAGGCGUUUCCGGAGGGGGUCACGCGCAUUUGCUACAUCAUCCGUCCGGCCACGCUGGAACGAACGAGUCACCGCCUGUCGCUCCACGAACUAGGGUACCUUUAUACCCGCAUGGAACCCAAGCCAAGGUUGUGGCUCCUACUUCUUUUAACAUUCCGACUGUAGUAGUUCAAGACGUAGCAAACAGCCAGCCGGCUAGGGCCAGCUACAUGAAAACCGCUAAUCGGGUCUUGCCUGCUCUUCCUCUCCAACCGGUUGUAUUAAAAAGGAGAGGUCCUAUCUUCCCCCGAGAGCUUCCACCUCGAGCCCGACGACCUCCCGACUACAACGUAGCGGCCCAGAUGGCGCGAAUGGCUCGACUCAGUCGGGCCCAUUCACACGAAGGAGUCACGGCCGGCUACUACAGCUCCGAUCCUGAAGAAGAAGACGACGAUGACGAAGCUCAAGUGUCAGCUGUUUAAUGGAGACGAGCAGCACCUGACGGUCAAAAAGAAACAAAACAGCUCGAGGCCAAAGACUAGCAGCAGCAGAAUGAAACAAAAGAGAAACUCGUGUUAAUUUCCCCGAUAAAAUUAUUCUCCUUUUUUUUUUUUUUUUUUGAAGGACAGAGAUAUCAGUGUACGUAUAGCCUGCUUUAAUUAUAUAUCAACAACUCCCUGACUUAUCGAUACCACUAUUAUACAUUCUGAACACAUCCCACGGCCUUUUUUGUAUAGGUGUACAGUGUCGUUUGUAGCCUCCCCCCCGCCCACCUCUACCUGUAAAUAAGAUCAACAACAUUUUACAGCAACAAACAUAAACACUUUGUUCUCGCUUUUAACCAACAUCCUGUGUGCAUAUAUAAUAGUAAUCCUCUCAUACUCAAAAGUAGUGAUCUUUUUAUUAUUAUCAUUUUUUUAACACAAGUUGAAAGAAUAUCCAUCCCGCGCCAUUUUCUCCCCGCCCCGUUCUGCAUCCAUCGGCUUUUGUGUGGGCCCUUUUUGGUGGCCCCCUUUUCAUUGUCUUAUUUUAUUCUUGAAAUUCCUACACAUCAUAUCUACACACACAAUCAAUACGUUUUCCAGUAUACAUAAUAUCGCCGUUCCUGACUGUGCAUUCAAUGUUAUGCAUUGCGCAAUUAUUAUCAAAUUCCACCG